AUGGCGACAGAGUUCGAGGACGUGCUCACAAACCAGCCUGUGGUCAUCGACAAUGGCUCAGGCACUAUAAAAGCCGGAUUUGCAGGGGACGAUCAUCCAAAAUGUUAUUUUCCCUCCUUCGUUGGCCGACCAAAAUAUACACGAGUCCUCGCUGGUGCUAUAGAGGGCGACACGUUCAUCGGGCGCAAAGCGCAAGAAGUGCGUGGGCUGCUCAAGAUCGCUUACCCGAUGGAGCACGGGAUCGUACAGAACUGGGAGGACAUGGAGAAGAUCUGGAGUCAUGUGUACUCUGAAGAGCUGAGUACGCUGAGUGAGGAGCAUCCCGUGCUGCUCACAGAAGCACCUCUAAAUCCGAGAAGGAAUCGGGAGAUCGCUGCACAGAUCUUCUUCGAGACGUUCAACGUGCCCGCUUUCUUCACCUCCGUGCAAGCCGUGCUCGCGCUCUACGCGUCUGGGCGCACGACAGGGAUCGUACUCGACAGCGGGGAUGGAGUGACGCAUGUCGUUCCUGUAUUCGAGGGAUUUAGCAUGCCUCACGCUAUCCAGCGCGUGGAUAUCGCAGGGAGGGACGUGACGGAGUACCUGCAGGUGCUGCUCCGGAAAAGUGGACACUACCUGCACACGACGGCGGAGGUAGAGGUCGUCAGACAGAUCAAGGAGAGGUGCUGUUAUGUCGCGCUGAACCCGGCAAAGGAGGAGAAAGAACAGCAGGGGAAACAGGAGGAAUUCAAGCUUCCGGAUGGAAAUGCGAUCAUGCUGGGCAGCGAGCGUUUCCGAGCACCGGAGAUCUUGUUCAACCCUGAGCUCAUCGGGCAAGAAUACGACGGUGUCCAUCAAGUAGUGGUCAACAGUAUCCAACGAGUCGAUCUCGAUCUGCGCAAGGCGCUGUACAGCAACAUCGUCCUCUCCGGCGGGUCUACACUUUGCCGCGGGUUUGGCGACAGGUUGCUGAACGAAGUGCGAAAGAAUACGAUCAAGGAUAUGAAGAUCAAGAUCUUUGCUCCGCCCGAGAGGAAGUACAGCACCUGGAUCGGGGGGAGUAUCUUAGCCGGGCUGAAUACCUUCAGGAAGAUGUGGGUUAGCGCCGAGGAAUACCGCGAGGAUCCAGAGCUUAUCCAUUCGAAAGCCGGCGGGCUAUAGCCGCGGGCACCAGGUCUCCGCACGCACACACUGGCGGGACCAUUGGGACGGCGCUUUAUCUCUCGCGGUAUGUUGGUGUGGUUGGGAAGGGAAAGCUGUCGGCGAUCGGCGGCGGCGAGACCUUCCCGGGGCGGGGUGUAUACAUGAGAAAGGGCGGGGGAGCGCCAUGAGGCGGGAUCGGGCCUAUCGGGCAGUUACCAUUGUCCUCCACACAGACCGGGACACUCAGCAAGGUACAAGGGCCAUUGUGGGUCGAACACAUACAUACCUUAUUUGCAGCAUUGUAAUUUUUGUAAUGGC
Molecule: messenger RNA, 1440 nt
Organism: Dacryopinax primogenitus
Lineage: Eukaryota; Fungi; Basidiomycota; Dacrymycetes; Dacrymycetales; Dacrymycetaceae
Product: actin-related protein
Exons: 6
Coding region: 1-1140 (379 amino acids)
Source: RefSeq, a predicted model, not a curated record